AAAGUGUCAAAAUAGGUUUCCGUACAAAUGCAGAGACCAGCGAAGCGUCAGCGCGGCCGCCAUUACUGCACAUCAAGAUUGAGUCAUGGACCCCCGUACCAGUGCCCAGGACGUGAUGCGAUGUGACCUGUGUGAGACCGCUGUGGUACAGAUGCACUGUGAUACAUGUCUUGUCAACCUGUGUAAGGCCUGUGUGGGAGAACACUUUUCUGCUGAUCUAUCAAAACCUCAUAAAAUUGUUCACUUUAAGGACAAAAAGUCUACUCUUAUUCACCCCAGAUGCACGUCUCAUGAAGAAGAAAUGUGUGACAUGUUCUGUACCCAUUGUGAUGUUUCUAUCUGUAGUAUUUGUCUUGCCUCGGAUCAACAUCUUGGACAUAAACUAGCAAGGGUCCUGGAAAUUCGAGACAAGAAAAGGGAUAAACUCGUCAAAAAACAAACUGAACUGAAAGAAAAGAUUUAUCCAAACUACCAGGACAUUGCCUCUGAUGUACAAAUUAGAAUGAGUCAGUUAGAAAAGGAAUAUGGAGAUCUCUCAACAGCCAUAACAAAACAUGGAGAGGACUGGCACAGAGAAAUUGACAAACUUGUCAAGAAACUUAAAGCUGAAGUUGAUGAGAUGAAAAACACCCAGUUACAAACUCUACAGAAACAUCUGGAUGAAAUAAACAAGACAAUGUCUGACAUCAAGGAUGAAAUCAAUUCAGUUGAUAGUGUUCUAGAAUCUACAGACAUUUCAAGCCUAUUCAGUCUGCCUUCCACCCUAGAUAGGUAUACAAACCUUCCAAGAAAAAUUACAGUCACCAUUCCUAAAUUCAUCCUAAAGAAAUUACAAGCAGACCAACUGUUUAGUUUGAAAACAAUUUCGAUAAAAUCAGAUAAACAUGGCUACAGCAUGAAGACAACACAGAAAUCACCAGAAGCUGGAUCCUCUCCUCCAGUCAAACAGCUGCUUGAUCAACCAGAGACUGUCACCACCAUAGACACUGGGUAUGAUAGACUUUACAAUGUGGCCUGUCUGAGUGAUGAAAAAAUCUGGACAAGUGGAAAUGACAGCAUCAUGAAACUCUACAGUAUCAAUCAGGGAUCACUUCUCAAGUCAAUCACAACCAAGUCAGGGAACAUGCCAUAUGACAUAGCAGUGACAAAGAGUGGAGAUCUAGUUCAUACUGAUUACUAUGGUGAUAGAACUGUGAACAUUGUGAAGAAUGAGAAGAUAAAGAAGGUGAUCAGACUACGGACCUGGAGACCUCGUGGUGUCUGUAGUACCUCCUCUGGUGACCUCCUGGUUAUCAUGUACAGUGAUGAUGGCAAACAAACAAAAGUUGUCCGUUACUCUGGCUCCACAGAGAAACAAACCAUUCAGUUUGAUUAUAAAGGUAAACCUCUCUAUUCAUCUGAUGGUUAUUACAGAUACAUAACAGAGAACAGGAACCUGGAUAUCUGUGUGUCUGACUAUGGAGCUAGAGCAGUAGUGGUGGUCAAUCAGGCCGGGAAACUGAGAUUCAGGUACACUGGACAUACUCCUGCUCCAAUGAACAAACCAUUCAGUCCACUACGAAUCACCACAGACAGUCAGAGUCACAUCCUUACAGAUGAUGAUAACAAUCACUGUGUCCACAUCAUAGACCAGGAUGGACAGUUCCUCCGUUACAUAGACUGUGGACUGAGUUAUCCCCAGGGACUGUGUAUAGAUACAAAUGACAAUCUGUUUGUUGCUCAAUUAUUUAAAGCACAAGUGAAGAAAAUUAAAUAUCUGCAGUGACUGAGUGAACCCAGGGAUUGUGUACAGAUACAAAUGACAAUCUGUUACUCAAAGGAGUAAUAGACAAGUAAUGAAAAUCAAGUACGGAGAAGUACUGCAAGUGACGUUAUGUAGCAGUGUAAUAUUUACAUAGGCCACAGAAUAUUUAUUUCUAAAAAAUCAAGACAUGUUUGUUAUAAUGCUGAUUUUAAGUCAGUGUAUAUGUUGUAUGUGUGAAAGAUAAUAUAAGAUAAAUUCUUCACCGGUGAAAAUAUGUAUUUGUGUACUUUCUUAAACAAAUUGCCCACAAAACCACUACCAAGUAACUAUAAAGAUUUUUGUUCAUUGUCUACAUGUAACAUAUCUAAAGCUGGGAUUUUUAAAACAAUUUGUUUUACAUUUUUAGCAAUCUAAUUAAAAUUAGAUGUUAGAUCCGCUCGCAUACUUGCUACACUAACAUCUAACAACAUCCCAUAGAGGGUCAAGUCAAAGGUCAAAUUCAAAACACCUCUAGACUUAUGAGAUUCGAUUACGUCAACAAAUAUGCGAUGAUUUUGCAGCGACAAUUUGAUUGGUUGAUAGAUUUUGAACUCUGACGUGACCCUUUAUGGGAUGUUGUAAGAUGUUGGUGUAGCGAGUAUGCGAGCGGAUCAUACAUCUAAUUUUAAUUAGAUUGACAUUUUUAGUUGAAAUAUUUUUCUCCUUUUCUUAUCAUACUUUUUCCAUCAUCAAAAAUAGGCUUUAUUUGUUUCAAUUUUCAUCCAACUUUUUAAUUUUUUUAAAUUUAUUAUUUUUAAUUUUAUUGUCCUUUUUUUAUGUUUCAUUAAAUAUAAAUAAACAAUGACAUUCAUAUGAUUAGAGUAGAAUCAGCAACAUGCUAUUAAACCAUGAUUAUCUUGGUGUCUAACUUACAUGUAUAAGGUAUGUCAUUGUAUAUUCAAUGCUUUAUAUAAGGCUCAAAAUUGUAUGUCUGACCUCUUAUUAAUAUUGUUUAAAAUGUGUAAAAAAAACAAAAAAAAACAAAAAAAAAAACAUUAUGUUACAUUUAUGUUACAGAUACAUAUAUUUCAA
This is a messenger RNA of Saccostrea cuccullata (small rock oyster), 2815 nucleotides long. RefSeq lists its product as uncharacterized. The record is from RefSeq and is a predicted model, not a curated record. NCBI's taxonomy places the organism in Eukaryota, Metazoa, Mollusca, Bivalvia, Ostreida, Ostreidae. Bases 86 to 1765 code for a protein of 559 amino acids. The transcript has 3 exons. Gene Ontology annotation, molecular function: zinc ion binding.